Messenger RNA from Neodiprion fabricii, 2387 nucleotides. It is a transcript of the gene PolZ2, whose product is annotated as mitotic spindle assembly checkpoint protein MAD2B. Lineage: Eukaryota; Metazoa; Arthropoda; Insecta; Hymenoptera; Diprionidae. The record is from RefSeq and is a predicted model, not a curated record. The transcript is spliced from 3 exons. Gene Ontology annotation, cellular component: zeta DNA polymerase complex. The coding region runs from base 541 to 1173 and encodes 210 amino acids.
UGCGCAUCCGCAUGCGGCUGACUUUUCAAACGAGUCAGCUAUCGUAACGAAAAUCAAAUGAGAAAUGCAAAUCGCUGAGUGACGUGUGGAUUGAACCGCUUUCUUUGACCGCCUUCGUAGCAUUACAAUGUGUAUCUACCCCGGAGUACAAUGCUUGCUCGUUUAAUUUCACGAAUUUUACGAGAUACGCAUCGUUUCGUUCCUGGGUUGCGAGUCGAUUGGCUAAAAUUGAAUGUAUCGAGAGUCUGUGUUCAUAUGCCUAUGGUGUUUACAAACUGUGCGGUGUAAAUUUACUAUCGCUCUUCAGUGAGCGAUGAUGAAUUGACGUAUCGUGCACCAAUUUAUUAGAAGUUGUUGAAGUGAUAUAUGAGGAAAUACGAGGACCCACGUACUGAAGUCGAAAUACCUAAACGUAUGUUUCAUAACCUAGACAAGCAGUCGUGACGGCAUGGAGACAGCUGUAUAUGGACUGCUGGUGUGAUGUAAUUCGCCGUAAAUGAAUACAUUGAAUAUCACCGGAAGGAUAGAGCCUGUGAUGAUAUGUCAACGCAGCAACAAAUAGUUGGUGCGGAUAUUUUAUUAGAAUUUCUAGAAGUAGCAUUCCAUAAUAUUCUGUACGUCAGGAAUUUGUAUCCAAAAGAAAUUUUUGUACGGAAGCAAAUAUAUGGAAUAGCCACACAAGUUUCUGAGCAUCCAGAAUUGAACACUUACCUGAAAGAAGUACUUAAUUCGAUCAGAGAAUUGAUCAGGCAUGAUGAAAACAGCGUUAGAAAAAUCAAUCUUUGCUUUUACAAUCAGGAUAAAACACCGGUAGAGCAAUUUGUCUUUGAUCUCGGAAAAUUAAAGGCUGAUCUGGCGGUACACGAUCCAUUCUUUUUAAAAACAGAAGAAGCUCUCAGAACUUUUUGCUUGAAGCUUUCAACAUCCGGUUCAUAUUUGAAACGACUACCUGAAAAUGCUACGUUUUCCAUUCAAAUCCAUACCCAUGAAGCGGCGCACGCUGCGCUAAAUGAAAAUCCAAGAUGUGAAAAUUUUCCCUGGAUCGAAGCUGAAGAAGAUAUGACCGAAAUAAAAGAGCAGACUUUGUUACCUCUGAAGUCAAUCAAUACCGAAUAUUUGAAUCUACAAAUGUAUGCGUUGGAAAAAGAAAAUAAGAACGAAGAGAAGCAGUGAUUUGAUUGUUUGCUGUUUUCCGUUUUUUCAUUCUAUUGCGACAAAUUACGUGCAAACAAAUAAUCCUUAUACAUUUUACAAGAUAGUGUAAAAAGUGAUUCGCAAUGGCACGCUCUGGAGAAAACAAUGAUCCUGCGCUCAUGAACGAUCUAUUAUUGCUUGACGGAAUAUCUGGAUUCGUUGAAGUACAUUGCAACAGAAAAUUUCAACACGACUACUCUCGUAUUUUCAACUGAUACGUACAUCAUAUAAUGCACAGUCGACCGUUGAUAGGUCUUUCAAACAAUUUAUUCUAUUUUCGGCUUACCAAUAUUAUUGCAUGAUAGCGUUAUAGAAAAGGCUUUACGAUGUAGUGAGCGCAAAACGCUCACUGUGUUCACACGGCUCAUAUUUUCCGGUUCAAUCUUUUUUUUUUAAUCCGUAAUACAUUUUACAUGAUAUAUAAAACCUACAGCUCACUCCUCAAUAUGUUUUCAAUGUAAUCUUAUUACUAUCCACGUACUCACAAAUGGUGUUCAAUUAAAAAUAUAUUAUCAUUUUUCAAUUGUCUGUACGUUCAAUAAAAGGCAGUAAUAAGUAAAUAUAUCAAACUUUUCCUAGAUCACUCUUCAUUUUUCGAAACACAUAGAAUAAAUUUCAUUUUGGUACAACAGUCCGACAUGAAUGUGUAUUAGGGUGAUCCUUACUUAGGGUGUUGAUGAUUUUUUUCAGACCACCCCCCAAAUCAACUAUAAAUGAUUCAAAAACAAUUUCCUAAUUCUUUCAGAUUUUUAUAUCAAUUCUAACCCAUGCCUGCAAAUGGAUGGAUAUCACCAUUUCAAAUACACCUGUUUCAGAUACAUUCUCAGCAUAUAAUUUAUUGUAAGAGUGACGAUGUUCGAAUUAAUCUGUAAUUGCGAAGAUUUAGUGAGUAUUAGUACUACUAUCUAAGAAAAAAUUCACAUCAUCAUACCAACCAAUCUCGACAAAUUGCACACCCUAAAAAUUUGACUUUUUCUUUUUAUUUAUAAGAAAUUCAAUUGUCUAUAUUACCUGGUAUGAUGAUGUGAAUUUUUUCUCAGAUAGUAGCACUAAUGCUCAUUAGAACCUCACAUUCAUGGAUUGUUUCGAACAUUCUUACUCUUAGAGUAAAAUAUAUACUAAGAACGUGUCCGAAACACGUGUAUUUUAAAUUGGGAAAUCCUUCCUCUUACAGGCACGGGUUACAGUUGAUA